UUAGAAUAAAAAGGAAGAACAGCAGUUCUGCAGUCAGCAAACAGAGGAAAUUCAAGUUUAUUUCUAUCUUUAAGAAGCACGAUGAGUGAGUGCAGAACUUCUACACCUGAACCAGAGAUCCCCGUCACCAUUGCCAUGUCUUCAGGACUCCUCUUCAAGCAAGAACAGCAGGGCUAUGGCCCUGCCUUCAAAUUUGUUAAGGCUCUGAAGGCAGUCAAUGCUGAACUCACAAACCAUUACCCUGACAGUGAGGAGCUCUUUAAAGUCAAACUCAUCAAUGACAGCUCAUCAUCAGACUUUCUCAUGAAUCGGAUCCGUGAACAUGGGCUGGAAGAAGCAAAAGAAAGCAAAGGCCUGCGCGAGAAGUGUCCCAUUCGUACCUACCUGGUGACAUCUCGAGGGGCAGACUGUGGCGGCUACCGAGCUUUAAACACUCUGCGCACCUGGGGUCUGGAGCUUGAUGAAGCUGUGCUUCUGGGAGGGGCUAACAAAGGUCCUACACUGCAGAGGAUCAAGCCUCACAUCUUCUUUGAUGACCAGCAGAGACAUGUUGAUGCUGCAUUGGAGGUCGGCACAGUGGCAUGUCUGGUGCUCUCACCAAACUAACAAUAAAUAGCAAUCCACUGAUUGGAUUUUAUAACUGCUGGAAAUAUGUGAACUUGAAAAGUAUGUUUCCAUAAUGCUUCAUAAAUGCAAAUAAAUUAACAAACAAA
This is a messenger RNA of Maylandia zebra (zebra mbuna), 713 nucleotides long. The record is from RefSeq and is a predicted model, not a curated record. Lineage: Eukaryota; Metazoa; Chordata; Actinopteri; Cichliformes; Cichlidae.